Messenger RNA from Rattus norvegicus (Norway rat), 1825 nucleotides. Lineage: Eukaryota; Metazoa; Chordata; Mammalia; Rodentia; Muridae. The record is from RefSeq and is a predicted model, not a curated record.
AUGGAUCUCAUACCUCCAACACAUAAAAUUAAAAGACGUAAUUCUCUGCAUGGUCUCAUUUUUAGGCGUGGCUCUGAUCCCUACUCCUUGACUCCACCAAGAUCCCACCCUGUGUGUGUGUGUGUACACAUCCAGUACUACUUUGCAUACACUAUAAUGGAACAUUCAUUUUGUGCCUUGGUCAACUAUACCAGAAAAUACACGUUCAGUGACAUCUUGCUGACACUGUUUGCUAGUACUGCCAAGGUUAUUUUCAGGUCAUUGUCUACCAAUGUGUACCAUGUACAGUGUGCAAUGCUGGUUAUCAGAACGUGGAACCUCUUACCUGCUAAACUGGAUUUCUCUUCUGUAGACCUGGCUGGCCUCUGCCUUCCAAGUGCAGAGAUUAAAAGCAUGCACCACCACAACAUGGCUACCAACCUGUAUAUAUUACUCUCAACUCCCAAGAAAUUCUGGCAACACGACAGGUGUCCCUGCCUUAUAAAGCUUCCCAGCAACGAAGAUGAGGAAGCCACUAGUGUGACCCAACACUAUCCUGGGUUUUCCUGGGAGUAAAAGUUCCCAGGAGCAGCAACUCUGUCCAGAAACAUGGAGUCCUGCAAGAACUGACCCACCCAUCUUCAGACUCCCUCUUCUUAGCCACCCAUCAACUCACAACCCUGGUGCAAUGCUAGAGGCACAACCAUGAUGCGCUAUUGGAGCUGGUCUUGUGUGCUGUGAAUCCAGAUGCUGAGUUCUGUGUUCAAGUUAAGGUUGCAAUCUAGACAUAGGCACUGCAUUGGCCAAUGUGCUGUAUAAAGAAUGCUCCCUGAUAAUCUCUGACUGGAUAAUAAAAGGCUAGAGCCUGUGAGUGGGCAGGAGGAAGGCAGGACUUAAAAUGGGAGUGGGGGGGUCUCAGGAAUCACUACAAGAAAAAAGGGAGAGGAAGACAGGGCAAACAUGGCAAGACUCCAUUUGGAAUGGAGCAUAAGGCCUAGAGGUGGGCUAUAGGUUAGAAUACCCCAGGAACCUGCCCAUUUAGGCUUAUGGCUCGUUAAUAAAAAUACCAGGUUUUUGUAUUUUAAUCAGUAGCUAUAUGGGCUAGAGAGAGCAGAAACCUCCCCAUAAAACCUCUAUACUCUUCUACCAACUAAUGGCUGUUGUCACAAACAAAAAUAUUAGAGGACGUAGAUACAUCUCAAUUUACUGUGGGGAUCUCACACUCCCCUAGACUCCCCCAAAAGAAAACCACAGGUGGAAAAUAUAAAUGAAAUGCACUUACCUUUCCCAACUGCCAAACACCAACAGUAUGCCAGUUACCAGCUGGGAUCACCACCAGGGAGCUGCACCUCACUCCAGAGAAUCAGACUAGAGCGCACCUGCACCCUCAAGCCAAAACAUUCUUGAUUGUGGGGCUAAGGAUACGCCAGUGCAGAGUGCUUGCCUAGUACAUGCAAGCUCGGCCUUCACUCAGUACCACAUCAAACAACCCUGGUGGCAAUGCCUAUUAAUUUCAGCACUUUGAUGGGGGCAGAAGCAGCAGCUCAAGUCAUUCCUGCCUACAUAAGUGAGUUCAAGACCAGCUGGAGCUACAGCAAACUUGGGGAGAUAGGGGUGGGGGUAGGUGUUUGAAAAUAUAUACCAGUGUUACUUCUGAAUUUCAUCAUUUAAAAAUUCAAGUCUUAGCCAGAGCUUAGUGGCACACACCUUUGAUCCUCUGGAGGCAGAGGCAGGUGGAUCUGUGAGUUUGAGGCCAGGCUAAUCUAUACAGUGAGUUCUGGAACAGCCAAAGCUAUGCAGUAAGACCCUGUCUCAAAAUUAAAAUAAAAUUGAAUUAAGUAAAAAA